Messenger RNA from Penicillium salamii, 879 nucleotides. Lineage: Eukaryota; Fungi; Ascomycota; Eurotiomycetes; Eurotiales; Aspergillaceae. The record is from the annotation of a GenBank genome assembly.
AUGGGACUCGUACUAAAUCCAACGAGUGCCCAAUUCAAGAAAUGUCCAAAAAGACUUAUAUCGGAAUACUCCGAUAGACUGUUGCAGCUGAGAGCUCGAAUCAAGCAAUGGUGGGAUACCCUCCCUGCAACCGAGGAAUGUCGUGACCUCUGCUCCCAAGGCCCAUUAUUUCGACAAAACUCGCAUUUGAAAUUGUGCUAUCUUCUCAUCUAUGUCUAUAUGGGCCGCCCAUUUAUAUUCGUCGAAGACAAAGCAGAAGGUGGGAUUGAUGCAAUGCCGGCCGCAGAUCUUGAUACUUGCCAAUCACGUCGAUCAGCAUUAGUCUACGAUUGUGUGGCUAGCGCUUUGGACAUUCUCAAUACUCUGCAAUCCCUAUCAGAUCACGUUGGUCUAUGCCGCGCUUCCUAUAACGAAUUCGGUGCGUGUAGAGCAGCCCUACUUGUCAUCCUUGCCGAAAGCCUCAAUUCUGGGAAGUCACAGAGGCUCCAGGAUGGUCUUCAACGCGGAAUGAGUCUCAUACGCCAAAUGAUUGGAGGCAGCUCUACACAAUCCGAGACUUCGUAUAUUGAAGCAAUCGAAGCGGCAAUCAGUCAAUAUUUAGCUGCCCCCGAACAUGACUCUGUGAAUCAGUCAAAUACGAGCCAAAGUCCCAUUUCUGCAUACACCAGAUUCCAGGAUUGGACAAAAACACUGAAAAAAGAUACAUCUACGGCAGAGAGCCGAGAUCUGGCGUCGUUCAGCCCCCUAUCACAUCUCACGCCCGGAACAGAAAGACUUGCAAAUCCCCAAUUGAAUGAUAUUACCGACUUCUUCAAUCCAGAGUGGUCAAAUGAAGAUCUUGGACUUGACACAAAUAUUCUUUCAUUGCUGUCCGGAUGA